CCUCCUUCGUCUCCGACAGCGGGCAGCCCCGAGCAGCCAUGGCCGAGGCCUUCCACCCAGACUUGACGUGCUCCGUCUGCCUGGAGCUCUUCACCGAGCCGGUGCUGCUCGCCUGCGGCCACUGCUUCUGCCAGGCCUGCAUCGCCUCCUCCUGGCAGAGCCAAGCGGGAGCGGCCAGUUGCCCUGACUGCAGGGCGCCUUGUCCCGGCGGGAAGUACACGCCGAGUCGGCUGCUGAGGAGCUUAGCCCAGAGAGCCCGGCAGGCACAGCGGGAGGCAGAAGGCAGCGGCAGCGCCGGGCGGGAGGCGGAGCAGGAGGCAGGCGAAGGGGGAGAGGAGGAGGACGGGAGGCGCUGCUGCGAGGCGCACGGCGACAGCCUGGGGCUCUUCUGCCUCGCCGACGAGGCUCCCGUCUGUUACCGCUGUGUCGGCUCGCCUGCCCACGCCGGGCACAGCUUCAGCUCCUUGCAGGACGGGGCUCGGAAAUGCAAGGAGAAGCUGGCCCAGUGGUUGGAGUCGCUGGAGGCCCGGGUUGAGACGCUAGAAGGGCGCGAACGCUGCCAGGAGGGACACGUGGUUUCCUUGAGAGACUCAGCUGCAUCAUUGCGUGUGAAUAUUGAGGCCAGGUUCUCUGAACUGCAGCAGUUUCUGAACCAGAGGAAAGAUGUGAUGCUGGCCCAACUAGAGAAGGAGGAAAAGGAUGCCCACAAUGACAUGGAGACCCGUUUGCACCAGAUCCAAGAAGGGCUCAAUUAUGCCAUGGAUUUGAGGAGCCAGGGAAGGGUUCUAAUGGAAAGAAAGAACCCAGCUGCGUUCCUUCUGGAUAUCCAGCCUUUCCUGCAUACAAUGACAGAAGGGAAUGAAGACCUUAAGGACUCUUUUGCUGUUCUCUGCAAAGAACUCUGCCUGGGGAGAUUCAAGGGCCCGAUCCAGCACCUGGCAUGUGCAGCUCUGUACUCAGCCUUCAAACUAGGGUUAGAACCUGUCCAACUGGACCCCAAUACUUCUCAUCCUCUAUUGAUUAUCAGUCAGAAUGGAACACAUGUGGAGACUGAGUGGAAAAUUUCGAAGUGCUACGACAACCCAGAGAGAUUUCAGAACCAUCCCAUAGUACUGGGGAAAAGCAGCUUCUGUUCCGGUGAACAUUACUGGGAAAUCGAGACAAAAGAUGCAGCAGACUGGGCUAUCGGGGUGGCCACAGAAUCCAUAGAAAGGAAAGUUCGGGUUCCCGCUCAAGAUAUUGUAGGCAAGGUGUGGGCUUUACGGCUGCGCACAGCAGAAGACAUUGGUCCUGAAGGUGGGACCUUCAGUCAGAGAUUUGGAGUGUAUCUGGACUAUGACAAAGGUCAGGUCUCUUUUUAUGACGCAAAAAAUUAUUCUCACCUUCAUACCCGCAGGGCCCAAUUCAAAGAAAAAGUCUAUCCUUUUUUCUGGAAAAUCACAAGGUGCACUGGGAAAUAUGUGUCCAUGACAAUCUGUCACAAACGGGACAUGUAAGCACUUUUAACGUAAUACCUUUACCACCUUUGUAGCCCAUAGCUACCACAACUUCCAUUAGGGCUUUACUUCCUCUUAAAACAACAGAGAACCACCACUACCCCAGCAUAACUUUUGCAGCUGCCAUUGGAAUCCAGGGAAAUUAAGCUGGCUGAAGUUGUUAGACACAAACUUUCCCCCAUUGUGGCCUUCCUGGCUUUAGCAUCCAGCACUGCGCUUAACAGGCCAAGGUAAAAGGCCGUGUGCAGAGGAGACAAUAAUACUGUCUGAAUCCAAUCUAAGCCUCUGAAAGCUAAAGAUGUUCCUGAUUUUGCUGCAGUGUACCCA
Molecule: messenger RNA, 1823 nt
Organism: Gekko japonicus
Lineage: Eukaryota; Metazoa; Chordata; Lepidosauria; Squamata; Gekkonidae
Product: zinc-binding protein A33-like
Exons: 6
Coding region: 39-1496 (485 amino acids)
Molecular function (GO): zinc ion binding; protein binding
Source: RefSeq, a predicted model, not a curated record